This is a messenger RNA of Alligator mississippiensis (American alligator), 900 nucleotides long. RefSeq names its product adaptor related protein complex 1 subunit sigma 1 (gene AP1S1). The record is from RefSeq and is a predicted model, not a curated record. The coding region runs from base 31 to 579 and encodes 182 amino acids. Lineage: Eukaryota; Metazoa; Chordata; Crocodylia; Alligatoridae. Gene Ontology annotation, molecular function: clathrin-cargo adaptor activity. The transcript has 5 exons. Gene Ontology annotation, cellular component: AP-1 adaptor complex; membrane coat; intracellular membrane-bounded organelle. Gene Ontology annotation, biological process: intracellular protein transport; vesicle-mediated transport.
CGCCCCCCCCGAACCCGGAAGCGGCGGCGCAUGCGCGGGGGAGCCGGGCCCGGGCGAGCAACCGGCACCGGCGCCCGCGGCCGCGACGGGCGGGGCGGAGCCAUGAUGCGGUUCAUGCUGCUGUUCAGCCGGCAGGGAAAGCUGCGGCUGCAGAAGUGGUGCGUGGCGGCCGGCGAGCGCGAGCGGCGCAAGAUGGUGCGUGAGCUCAUGCAGGUGGUGCUGGCACGCAAGCCCAAGAUGUGCAGCUUCCUCGAGUGGCGCGACCUCAAGGUCGUCUACAAACGGUACGCCAGCCUGUACUUCUGUUGCGCCAUCGAGGGGCCGGACAAUGAGCUGCUGACGCUGGAGCUGAUCCACCGCUACGUGGAGCUGCUGGACAAAUACUUCGGCAGCGUGUGCGAGUUGGACAUUAUCUUCAACUUCGAGAAGGCCUAUUUCAUCCUGGAUGAGUUCCUCAUGGGGGGCGAGAUCCAGGACACCUCCAAGAAGAGUGUCCUCAAGGCCAUAGAGCAGGCUGACCUGCUGCAGGAGGAGGAUGAAUCUCCACGCAGCGUGCUGGAGGAGAUGGGGCUGGCGUAGCACCCUUGAGGGUCCAGGGGAGCCCAGUCGACCCUCCUGCCCCGGCUUCAACGAGGUCUCUGGGAACUCUUGUGGGGGGCAUUGGGAGAGGGACACAAUCUUGUGCCCCCCCUCCACUUGCACGGGCCUGAAGACCCUGGGAAUAGUGUGGGGGGACCUCCCCCUGCAUGGACUGUGUACACAGGUGUUGAGGGGGCACCCUAAUCUGCCCCCCCACACCCAGCACUGGGCAGGCUCUAAGCACACGUGUGCAGCGGCACGUGCGUGUAAACCCCCCUCUUCCCUGUAACGCCCCCCUUUGGAAUAAAGUGUGUGCGCAGA